UGGCGCGGGGUGUGCUGGCCGGCGCCUCGCCUUUGCCUUUGCGCUUUGUACCCAACGGCGCGCGCGAGCGGCCGCGCUCAGGUGCGGUGGGAGGGUCUGCGCUCUCCUUUCACUUUCUCCGGUCGCCAAAGCGGACACCUGGGGACGGAACCACAGCUCCCACCAGGCCAGCGAGGCAGGAGGACCGAAAAGGAAAGCUCGGAGAAGAAGUGAACGUUACCCGCUAGCAGAGGUGAGAGAGCGAGCCAGGCUUAGGUGAAGAGGGCUUCUGUGGAAACCCUGAGGACUCACUUGGGCAAGGGGGCCGUGGAAGCAAGAUUCCAGCUCAAGUGACAGGGAUAGGACACCGGAAGUAGAACGGCCUCAUUUGAAAAGCCAGAAGGAACAAAGAAAGUGGUUUCAUCGUGGCUUUUGUCUGCUGGAUCAUUUAGCCAUAGGCGACUUCAGAGGUGUCCAAGAGAGGUUUCGUGUAUUUUUACGACACGUUGGAGGAGGAGGAGACCCAACACAGCACCAUGUGAAGCACAGUUGAAAGGCCCAGGGAUAUUUGCCUUGAGGGGAUGUGCUUGCUGCUUCAAAUAUCUGACGGGCUGUCAUGUGGAAUAGGAAUCUGCCAAGUCCGGGCACGGCACGAGGGUCAACAGAUGGAAACUCCAGAGAGAUAGAAUUCAACCCCAUGGCUUGAACUCACGACCCUGAGAUCAAGAGUUGCAGGCUCUACCAACUGCGCCAGCCAGGUCCGUUCUAGGUGGCAACAGCCAUGCAAUUCUCCAGCUCGUCCAGGGCAGCAGAUGAGAAUUUUGACUAUUUGUUCAAGAUUAUCCUCAUUGGGGAUUCCAAUGUGGGGAAGACGUGCGUGGUGCAGCAUUUCAAAUCUGGGGUCUACACGGAGACGCAGCAGAACACGAUUGGGGUGGAUUUCACUGUGCGCUCCCUUGAGAUCGAUGGCAAGAAAGUGAAGAUGCAAGUGUGGGACACAGCAGGCCAGGAGCGCUUCCGGACCAUCACGCAAAGCUACUACCGCAGCGCCCACGCGGCCAUCAUCGCCUACGACCUCACCCGACGCUCCACCUUUGAGUCUGUUCCUCACUGGAUCCACGAGAUAGAAAAAUAUGGCGCGGCGAACUUGGUCAUUAUGCUGAUUGGGAACAAGUGUGACAUGUGGGAAAAACGGCAUGUCCUGUUUGAAGAUGCCUGCACGCUGGCUGAGAAACACGGCCUCCUUGCUGUUCUGGAAACAUCUGCUAAGGAGUCUAAGAACAUAGACGAGGUCUUCGUGCUGAUGGCCAGGGAGCUGAUUGCCCGCAACAGCCUGCACUUGCUUGGUGAGAGCCCCCUGAACAACCUGGCCAUGGGUUCCAGGCCGGUUCUUAUGGCCCAGGGGCCAAAGGAGAAGACCUGCAUGUGCUGAAUAUGCCCUCGAGGCCAGCUGCACCCACCGGUCGCCUGAUGUCAGAAACCAAAGUUGGCCGGAUAUCCUGUUGUCGGCCCAGAGCAUCUCAGACCAAAGCACAGACUUGCCUCUGGCCCUAACCCCGCCCCCUGGAUGGGGAGCACCGUUGCCUUGAUUCACACCUGAGGCCAGAACUGCGGACUCUGAGGAAGAGGACACCACUGUUUCUUUGGAUUCCGCCUAGGGCUUAAGGCACAGGGGUAGGAGGACACAGUCUGCUCUUUUGCAGCCUUCCAUUUUCUGUCUCCCCAACCCUUCAACGGCUUUCUACUGAAUUCUGCUUCUCACUCAAAGAAGAGGGUAGUGAAGGAAAGAAGAAAGGAGGCAUAUCAAGAGAGGGAGAGGAUGUUUAGAACAUUCCAGGGCAGUUUACAGCAGCUCUGGCAAGGGAGGAUGGAAAAAACCCUGCAGUGAUAAACCAGAAUGCUGCUGACAUUCACAUCUCAGGUCUUUAGCUUGGGGGGCAAAGCCUUUGACAUAAAGACCAUCAACAAACACUGUUUUGCCGAAUGGUCAAGUGCCAUGUGACGGAGACAGAAUUGGAUCUCACUUUAUCCUAGUUAGAUUGCUUUGACCACCCUCCUAGAAUGCGGGAGAUGCCUACAGUUUCCUUUCUAAAAUACUGGAUAAAAACUCACUUCUGAAUUGCAAUUAAAUGGGUUCAUAGAUGAAUUUCAAGACAAAAGUCACCUCACUGUGUGGCCCCUGUGCAUGCCCCGGACCCUCCAACACCUGUGAGAAAUAAACAUCCUUUUUUCGAA
Molecule: messenger RNA, 2214 nt
Organism: Neofelis nebulosa (Clouded leopard)
Lineage: Eukaryota; Metazoa; Chordata; Mammalia; Carnivora; Felidae
Gene: RAB19
Product: RAB19, member RAS oncogene family
Exons: 7
Coding region: 761-1411 (216 amino acids)
Cellular component (GO): trans-Golgi network
Molecular function (GO): GTPase activity; GTP binding
Source: RefSeq, a predicted model, not a curated record